AUGGAACGAGAAAAUUUAAACUUCAGUGCUACAACUGUUCCUCUUAAGAUUAGCUAUUAUGAUGGCUUCUGUAUACAGCUAUCGAGAAUUAGUGGAAUUGUUAGGAAAUACCUAUUUAUGGCAAAGAUUGCAGAGCUUAGUUGCCAUACUUCUAGGGUGCUGCAUCUGGAACAGAGCCCAGAUGGUUAUACUAUUGCAUCAGCUGGAGAAUACGAGACACUAAGGUUUUGUCAAGUCUUUGGAUCCCCUGAUAUCUCAGAGAGUACCAAAACUAAAGAGCCACAUGUUAGAUUAGAUCUCAGUUCAAAUAGUUUUGAAUUGCUUCAUAUCUGCGACAAGAGCAUGUUGUCCUCUGAUGUUAGUAAUCAGUAUCUUCACAGGAUUUAUGAACAUUUUGAUGCAGUUACAGCCUUGGCAUGGUGCCCUUUCCAGCACAAUCUUUUGGCAUCUGGUGGAGGUCUUGCAGACCAAUCUAUUAAGUUAUGGAAUAGUUUUACUGGAGCAUGCCCAAAUACCAUUGAAAUAAACUCUUCAGUUUAUGCAUUGUUAUGGAAAAAGCAUGAGUUGUUUAGGGGAAGUAGUUUAUCUAUUCGCACAUAUGAAAUGCAAGUGAAAGGGUUAGCUGGAUGGGGGUGUGCUGUGGAACAACAGUAUUGUGUUCUUUGA
Messenger RNA from Cryptomeria japonica (Japanese cedar), 666 nucleotides. RefSeq names its product cell division cycle 20.2, cofactor of APC complex-like. Gene Ontology annotation, biological process: positive regulation of ubiquitin protein ligase activity; anaphase-promoting complex-dependent catabolic process; positive regulation of anaphase-promoting complex-dependent catabolic process. Gene Ontology annotation, molecular function: anaphase-promoting complex binding; protein binding; ubiquitin ligase activator activity. The record is from RefSeq and is a predicted model, not a curated record. Bases 1 to 666 code for a protein of 221 amino acids. Gene Ontology annotation, cellular component: anaphase-promoting complex. Lineage: Eukaryota; Viridiplantae; Streptophyta; Pinopsida; Cupressales; Cupressaceae. The transcript is spliced from 7 exons.